Molecule: messenger RNA, 1987 nt
Organism: Orycteropus afer afer
Lineage: Eukaryota; Metazoa; Chordata; Mammalia; Tubulidentata; Orycteropodidae
Gene: IFT81
Product: intraflagellar transport 81
Biological process (GO): cilium assembly; intraciliary transport
Cellular component (GO): centrosome; cilium; intraciliary transport particle B
Molecular function (GO): tubulin binding
Source: RefSeq, a predicted model, not a curated record
GGGAAAAGUGGUUUCUUGAGGAGAAUCUGAGUGAAAGUUACAAGACCUAAUCAUGAGUGAUCAGAUCAAAUUCAUUGUGGACAAGCUCAAUAAGGAUCCUUUUAGGAAGAACUAUAACUUAAUCACAUUUGAUUCCCUGGAGCCAAUGCAGCUAUUACAAGUUCUCAGUGAUGUCCUGGCUGAAAUUGACCCAAAGCAAGUCGUUGAUAUCAGAGAGGAGAUGCCAGAGCAGACAGCCAAACGGAUGUUGAGCCUUCUUGGUAUCCUUAAAUACAAACCUCCAGGAAAUGCUACAGACAUGAGUACCUUUCGUCAGGGCCUGGUGAUUGGAAGUAAACCUGUAAUCUACCCAGUGCUCCACUGGCUUCUUCAGAGGACUAAUGAACUGAAGAAAAGAGCAUAUUUAGCUCGUUUUUUAAUAAAACUUGAAGUACCAAGUGAGUUUCUUCAGGAUGAAACUGUGGCUGACACCAAUAAACAGUAUGAAGAAUUGAUGGAAGCUUUUAAAGCUUUACAUAAAGAAUGUGAGCAACUGAAGACAUCUGGAUUUUCUACAGCAGAAAUAAGAAGGGAUAUCAGUGCAAUGGAGGAAGAAAAGGAUCAGCUCAUUAAGAGAGUUGAACGUUUGAAGAAAAGGGUGGAGACAGUACAGAAUCAUCAACGAAUGCUUCAAAUAGCAAGGCAGCUUCGAGUGGAAAAAGAGAGAGAGGAAUUUCUUGCACAGCAGAGGCAGGAACAAAAGAAUCAGCUGUUUCAUGCAGUGCAGAGACUGCAAAGAGUAGAAAACCAGCUGAAGAGUAUGCGCCAUGCAGCAGCAGAUGCAAAGCCAGAAAGCUUAAUGAAAAGGCUGGAGGAGGAGAUAAAGUUUAAUUCAUACAUGGUAUCUGAAAAAUUUCCUAAAGAAUUAGAGAACAAGAAAAAAGAAUUGCAUUUUUUACAAAAAGUGGUUUCAGAGCCGGCUAUGGGCCAUUCUGACCUUCUUGAACUUGAAUCUAAGAUAAAUGAAAUAAACACAGAAAUAAACCAGCUAAUUGAAAAGAAAAUGAUGAGGAGUGAGCCAAUUGAAGGCAAACUCUCACUCUAUCGCCAACAGGCCUCCAUCAUUUCUCGUAAAAAAGAAGCCAAAGCUGAGGAACUUCAGGAGGCAAAGGAGAAGUUAGCCAGCCUAGAGAGAGAGGCAUCUGUGAAGACAAGCCAGACCCGGGAGUUUGAUGGCGCAGAAGUUUUGAAGGGAGAUGAGGUUCAAACCCACCAGCUACUCCUCAGAAGGAAGAAGUGGAUUAGGCACCAACUACAAACUGUUGAGGAGAAAAAGGGUAUUUCUGGGUAUAGUUACACCCAGGAAGAGCUGGAAAGAGUAUCUGCCCUGAAGAGUGAGGUGGAUGAGAUGAAAGGACGGACGCUGGAUGACAUGUCUGAGAUGGUAAAAAAACUGAAUUUGCUAGUAUCUGAAAAGAAGUCAGCUCUCGCCCCAGUUAUAAAAGAACUGCGACAGCUGCGUCAGAAAUGUCAAGAACUAACCCAGGAGUGUGAUGAAAAGAAAUCCCAGUAUGAUAGCUGUGCAGCCGGCCUCGAAAGCAACCGGUCCAAGUUAGAACAGGAAGUCAGAGGACUCCGUGAAGAAUGUCUUCAGGAAGAAAGUAAAUACCAUUAUACAAACUGUAUGAUUAAGAACCUGGAAGUACAACUUCGCCGUGCUACCGAUGAGAUGAAGGCUUAUGUUUCCUCUGAUCAGCAAGAAAAAAGAAAGGCAAUCAGGCAACAGUACACCAAACAGAUUGCUGAACAGGAAAACCUUGGAAAGAAACUCCGAGAAAAACAAAAAACUGUACGAGAAAGUCAUGGUCCAAAUAUGAAACAAGCAAAAAUGUGGCGUGAUUUUGAACAGUUGAUGGAAUGUAAGAAACAAUGCUUUGUGAAACAGCAAAACCAAACUUCCAUUGGUCAGGUAAUUCAGGAGGGAGGUGAGGACCGGCUGAUACUCUGA